Messenger RNA from Saxophila tyrrhenica, 1752 nucleotides. It is a transcript of the gene ALV1, whose product is annotated as 5-aminolevulinate synthase, mitochondrial. Gene Ontology annotation, biological process: heme biosynthetic process. Gene Ontology annotation, cellular component: mitochondrion. The transcript has a single exon. The record is from RefSeq and is a predicted model, not a curated record. Gene Ontology annotation, molecular function: 5-aminolevulinate synthase activity; pyridoxal phosphate binding. The coding region runs from base 1 to 1752 and encodes 583 amino acids. Lineage: Eukaryota; Fungi; Ascomycota; Dothideomycetes; Mycosphaerellales; Extremaceae.
AUGGAAGCACUCCUCCGCCAGUCCCAGUCGGUCUGCCCGUUCAUGAAGAGAGCCUCUGUCGCCACCAUUCGGUCUAUGAGCACCAGCGCUCGCAUUGUCGACGCAGCCAAACGAUGCCCGAUGAUGAAGCCAGCCCUCGCUGCCUCCGCUCGUGGUACCCGUGGUGCUGCACUCGGAGGCUGUCGAGCGUAUCACGCCGCAACGAACCCGCCACGAGCGAACUUGCAUACCACAGCACCCAAGGAGGCUCAGGCCGUUGACCUUCCGAGCCCACGAGACGGAUAUGCGCCACCACCGCAGGGUUCGAAGUAUGAUUACGAGGGCUUCUACAAGACGGAAUUGGACAAGAAGCAUAAGGACAAGAGCUACCGCUACUUCAACAAUAUCAAUCGAUUGGCGCAGGAGUUUCCAAGAGCGCACAUGUCGGCUCCGGAAGAACGGGUGACGGUAUGGUGCUCGAACGAUUACUUGGGUAUGGGACGGAACCCGCAUGUGCUGAAGCAGAUGCACGAGACGUUGGACAGGUACGGUGCUGGAGCUGGAGGGACUAGGAAUAUUUCCGGACACAACCAGCAUGCGAUCGCCUUGGAGAAGUCGCUGGCGGAUCUGCACGCAAAGGAGUCAGCGCUGGUGUUUACGAGCUGCUUUGUCGCGAACGAUGCGACUCUGGCGACUCUGGGAAGCAAGAUGCCGAACUGUGUCAUUCUGAGUGACAGCAUGAACCAUGCUUCCAUGAUCCAGGGCAUUCGGCACUCUGGCGCGAAGAAACUGGUCUUCAAGCACAACGAUGUGGCGGAUCUGGAGAGCAAGUUGGCUUCGCUGCCUUUAGAUGUGCCGAAGAUUAUCGCUUUCGAGAGCGUGUACAGCAUGUGCGGCAGCGUUGGACCGAUCGCAGAGAUUUGCGACUUGGCCGAGAAGUACGGCGCAAUCACCUUUUUGGACGAAGUCCAUGCGGUAGGAAUGUACGGACCAAACGGUGCUGGUGUGGCAGAGCACUUGGACUACGAGACAUACGCGAACGGUGGCAGUCCUCGAGGCACUGUUCAAGACCGUGUGGACAUCAUUACCGGCACACUUGGGAAGGCAUACGGUUGUGUGGGUGGCUAUAUUGCAGGUUCGUCACAGAUGGUUGAUACGAUACGCUCGCUCGCUCCAGGGUUCAUCUUCACCACUUCUCUACCCCCUGCGACCAUGGCCGGCGCGAAGACUGCGAUCGAGUAUCAGGCGAGCUACCAAGGCGAUCGGAGACUCCAGCAGCUGCACACACGAGCUGUGAAGGAGCAGCUUAAUGCCAUGGACAUCCCGGUCAUCCCGAAUCCGUCCCACAUCAUCCCUUGCUUGGUUGGCAACGCUGAGGUGGCGAAGAAGGCUUCUGACCUGCUCCUCGACAAGCAUCAGAUCUACGUCCAGGCGAUCAACUACCCUACUGUGCCUGUUGGUCAGGAGCGUCUCCGUAUCACGCCAACUCCUGGCCAUACUAGAGAGUUCCGCGAGCAUCUCGUGCAAGCAUUGGACAGCGUCUGGAACGAGCUCGGCAUCAAACGCACCUCUGACUGGGCUCGUGAGGGCGGCUUCAUCGGCGUUGGAGAGAAGGACGCCCAAGCUGUCCAGCCUCUUUGGACCGACGGACAGCUCGGUUUGACCGAAGUCGUAAAGGAGAUGAAAACAGGACAAGGUGCCUUGGGCGUGCUUGAGAACAUCCUCGAGCAGGAGCGUCCUCAGGUCCAGCAGGCUGUUGCAGCCGCCGCUUGA